GCCGGCGGGGCUCAGCACUGCUGCGAGCACCUCGGAACCCGGCUCUCAUCACACCAGCUGAACUGAACCUAACCCAACCGGAGCCAUGGACCCCCAGGACUGCACCUGUGCCGUCGGUGACUCCUGCUCCUGCGCUGGGUCCUGCAAGUGCAAGAACUGCCGCUGCCGGAGCUGCCGCAAGAGCUGCUGCUCCUGCUGUCCCGCAAGCUGCAGCAACUGUGCCAAGGGCUGCGUGUGCAAGGAACCGGCCAGCAGCAAGUGCAGCUGCUGCCACUGAGCCGCUGCUCUGCGCCUGUAAAUAGCCGUCCCGCUUCGGGGAGAGGGGGGGGGGUGGGUGGGGGAGCACCAAAAAAAGCUCCUUUUUUUCUUUUUGUUUUUUUUUUUUUUUUUUUUUUCACUUUUUGUAUUUUCUGGACCAGAAAUGUUUCUGAGUGGAAAUAAAGGAGUUUGAGUGGGA
Apus apus (common swift) is the source of this 457-nucleotide messenger RNA. Its product is annotated as metallothionein-2. The record is from RefSeq and is a predicted model, not a curated record. NCBI's taxonomy places the organism in Eukaryota, Metazoa, Chordata, Aves, Apodiformes, Apodidae. The coding region runs from base 86 to 277 and encodes 63 amino acids. The transcript is spliced from 3 exons. Gene Ontology annotation, molecular function: metal ion binding.